CAAAGGGUGGCCACCUCCGCUCGGGAGAUGAGUGGGGAACACAGUAUACAGGCAGGAAGAUUGGGCCUAUAUGACCACGUAACACCCCGUCGGCGGAGUAGAUCCAGUAGCAUUAGGUCUCGGAGAAGCAGGUACCAGUCAUCCAGGUCUAGGAGCAGGUCCCACACCCACAACAUAUCACGGGGCCAUCGCACGGCUCACCACGGGGCCAGGUCACAUAGCGGAAGGGCUUCCGUAGACAGAACCCCCCACAGGGAGAGGGAUGGGGGGUGGAGGACGGAACACUCUCGCUCUUGCUUGUCUUUCAGGAAUGGUUCCAGUGAAUCCGAUGGGGACCGGGACAGGACUGGCAGGACAAGGAGCAGACGGAACAAUAGAAGCAAUUCCACCGACAGGGGGAGACGGUAUCACAGGUGCCAUUCGUCCAUCAGCCACGGAGGGGUCAGCAGGAGCCGGUCGUCCUCCAGGAGAGCAAGGGUGUCAAGGAGCCGUUCCGCAAGCAGGGCCGGACGGCACGUCAGGAGUCGCCCAUCAGCUCACACCGGCCACGUCAACGCCCGCAAUUCAACCAGCCAUCCACGUUCCAUGGCUCGUCAGACGGCUCAGGAGGGGCCAGGAGCAGCACAAGAAGUUUCACCACAACUAGCAAGCCUGGUUACGGUCCCAGAGGUUUCUACUGCCCCGGGACCAGGAGGUGGUUCAAUUUCUGUGUGGUUACUGGGCCAUUCCUACAUCUCCUGGGCCAGACGGCGAGCCGCAGUUAAGAACUCUGGUCCGCAGCUGGGCUUUCCCGAAGGCCGGGUGAAUAUCCACUGGUUUGGCGUUCCAGGUUUGCGGUGGCCAGGAGUCUGGCCUACAUUGUUGCGGCACGUAAGGUCUGGUCGCCGUCCAGAUGUGUUACUUAUACACGCUGGCGGUAAUGAUAUGGGACUUCGGUCUCAGCGUGAGUUGGUGUUAACUAUGAAGCAGGACUAGAAUUCGGGGAUUGUUCCCGGAUUUGAUUCUGGUUUGGUCUGAGAUGGUACCGCGUUUAGUUUGGAGAUAUGCCAGGAAUGGGGACAAAAUGGAUAAGAGCAGGGUCAAGGUGAACAAGUUAAUGGCCUCGUUUGUGAGAAAGUUUGGAGGAAUUGUUGUACGCCAUUCCGACCUGGACGAUAAAAUGCCAGCUUAUUUCAGUCAGGACGGAGUUCACCUGUCCGAGUUGGGGAAUUCCUUUUUCACCUUGGCCCUCAUGGAGGGUAUUGAACGGGCCCUCGGGUUAUUGAGUGGCGGGUCGUGCCGCACUUAAGGUGUCAAGCGGCCACGCCAGUGGCGGAGGGUACCUUUACAAGGACCCCCAGGGGGAGUUAAAAUGGGGUAUUUUGCAGCAAUGGUAUGUAGCCUGGUAGGCCUGGGUUCCCAUGGGAUGUAGCCUGGUUUAGGGCCCGGGAAAAUGGAGGAGGAACCAAGCUUACCAGUUGAGGCUCAGCACCCACACCCCCCCCCCUUUUGUCCCGGGGGGGGAUGAUAUAAAGGUGGGGUAAAAUGGUUUGUUAUACAAACUGCUUG
This is a messenger RNA of Xenopus laevis (African clawed frog), 1548 nucleotides long. RefSeq names its product serine/arginine-rich splicing factor 4-like. Lineage: Eukaryota; Metazoa; Chordata; Amphibia; Anura; Pipidae. The coding region runs from base 28 to 975 and encodes 315 amino acids. The transcript is spliced from 2 exons. The record is from RefSeq and is a predicted model, not a curated record.